Molecule: messenger RNA, 2101 nt
Organism: Liolophura sinensis
Lineage: Eukaryota; Metazoa; Mollusca; Polyplacophora; Chitonida; Chitonidae
Product: monocarboxylate transporter 12-like
Exons: 4
Coding region: 551-2020 (489 amino acids)
Biological process (GO): transmembrane transport; monocarboxylic acid transport
Molecular function (GO): monocarboxylic acid transmembrane transporter activity
Source: RefSeq, a predicted model, not a curated record
ACCAAGUUGCGUAGUAAAGUGUUUUGUUAGGUAAAAUUCACCUUUUUAUCUUCGUAUGACACUUCUGAUCAGUACCACGUGACUGACGUGCUGUGCAGCAAGGCUGACGGCUGUAUUGUACUGUGUCGCUCUGCCUCUCAACAAUUAGGUCGCAGACUAGAAACCCGGUCUCGCCGGUUUUCUAUGAUGACUGUAUGAUUGCCCAAAAACCAUUUAAGUGAAGAAAUCUUGAAAAAAAAAAUAAGCGUUAAUUUUGGAUGUCAAACAGUAUAACAAAUAUAUACACAACUCUUUUGGCAAGUUCAUUUUCACUUAAAUCCUCUUAUAAAACACGUGGUUGUUUCAUUUCCUGGUUUACUUGCAAGUAAAUCCCUUUGGUGUGUUUAUUUUCCAGCCUGUCUGUUCGGAAACUUCUUCGUGAUUGGAUUCGCCAAGUCGUUUGGAUUGUUUUUUCGUCGAAUACCUGGAUCUCUUUGACAGCACAUCCAGUUCUACCUCACUCAUAUUUGGCAUACAAGGCGUGUCCUUCAGCGUGGCCAGUUUAUUUGUGAUGACGGUGGUGAUUGAACGCCUGACGUGCAGAACUCUGGCCAUGAUCGGUGGUGUGGGAUUUAGUUUAGGUGUCAUUCUGGCGUCACAGGCGAAAACGUUGGCGGAGGCGAUUCUCUACAUAGGAGUACUCACAGGUGUAGCAAAUGCUUUCCAGACGGGGCCCUAUAUGGUUAUGCUUGGAGCAUACUUCCACAGACGAUACGCGGUGGCGUCUGGGAUAGCCGUCUGCGGAGGAAGUCUUGGCCAAUUUGCUCUCCCACCGAUUCUUCGCUACUUCAUUGACGUCUUUGCCUUUCGCGGAGCUGUCCUCAUUUUCGGUGGACUUAUCCUCAACUGUGUCGUCUGCGGAGCUUUGAUGAGACCUGUGGCAGAAUACACCAAACGGCGGCGAGGCAAGAAGCAAAACAAGGGAGAUUACUCUAACGAGAAAGUUUCUUCAGCGGAGAAAAAUGAGCAUGAAGUCAUGCUGGAUGAACACGGGAUGGCAAAGAUCCGUGACGAUGGAAGGCAGCUGCAAAAUGGAAACGUUCAGGUUGCUCCAAUAAAAGAAGAAAAGUUCAGUGCGUUGCUUGAUUCACGGGAUGGUUCCCAGCGCAGAGUGGAAGAACAGUACCUACAGCUCGUUAGGGCUGACCCGCCAUUGCAUCUUAGCUCAGGAAAUCUAUAUUCUACACCAGAAAUAUUUUCACAUUCUCACACAUCAAACAGGGGAUUCACAGAAUCCAUCGACAACACUGCUUGCGUGUGUACCUCCAUUUUCAUGUGUCGUUGUUGCAGCGGGAUAUCACAUUAUUGUUCCAUCCUGAAGAAUCCUCUGUUUCUACUGGUGUUAUUUUCAUGUGUAUUGGGAUAUAUCGGCGUUGCUACCCAAGUAGUUUUCAUACCACCACACGCGAAAGAUGUCGGCCUCAGCAACCACGAAAUCCCGCCGUUGAUAUCAGUUAUGGGAGGGUGUGACCUUGCUGGACGAAUUCUUAUAGGAUUACUAGUGGAUUCUAAACUGAUAGCCAGUUACAGAAUCCUCUCCAUAGGCUACCUGUUGCUAGGCUUGACGGCCAUCUUGACUUUCUUGGCCAGGAACUUCUGGGGUUUCGUGGCAGUGUCAAUAUCAUAUGGCAUAUGCGGUGGAAUAAUGUACUCGUUGAUCGCUGUGGUGCUAACAGACUUCUUCGGGUCACACGUGUUACCCAGGGCACUAGGAGUAACUUUCUUGUUUCAGGGCAGUGCACUGUGUGCAGGAAACCCUUUUCUGGGUUGGCUGCGGGACAUGAGCGGAAGUUACGUCAUAAGCUUCUGUGUGAUUGGUGGAAUUCUGAUACUAGCUGGAGCCACUCUUCUCUUCGUUCCAUUGUUCCGUAAAUGGAUGGUUGUAAAAUGCGACUCUAUUAUAAUAACGGAAAAGGACUAUAUUUCAGAUAAAUCAGAGCUGGAGAAACCGAGAGCUGGAGUAGAAGGCAUUUAUGCAUAACAAAAUUUCUACUACAUGUACAGACAGAUUUAUUUUGUAUGCAUAUUGUUUUAACACUAGCUGCCAAUGCAAUGCAUGGUC